This is a messenger RNA of Pseudoliparis swirei, 998 nucleotides long. It is a transcript of the gene soul5, whose product is annotated as heme-binding protein soul5. The record is from RefSeq and is a predicted model, not a curated record. Gene Ontology annotation, cellular component: cytoplasm. The transcript is spliced from 7 exons. Lineage: Eukaryota; Metazoa; Chordata; Actinopteri; Perciformes; Liparidae. The coding region runs from base 85 to 729 and encodes 214 amino acids.
ACCAUGACUUGGAAUAAAUAGAUGCUUUGGACCAGACUGCGAAGAAAACGUUUUUGAAAACACAGAACUGAACUCUCUCCCAUAAUGAUUUACCUUUCAGGGUUUGUUGGCUUCCUUCUCGUCCUCACAGCUGAGGCCAGAGUCGGAAACUCAUCUGAGUUAAACUUCUGUUCUGAGACAGAAGAGUGCCUGCUGUUCGAUCUCAUUUGUCAAACUGAUGAUUACGAAGUCCGUCACUAUGACUCAGUCAAUUGGGUUUCAACUCAAGAAUCAUCCUGGAGCAUGGACUACGCAUCAAUAAGCGCAUUCAGACGACUGUUUGCCUACAUCAAUGGAAAUAACAUUGAAAUGACAGCUCCUGUUAUUUUGAAAAUCUCUGACAAAACGUCUUUCUGGCAAACGGGUAUCUACACAAUGAGUUUCUUGCUGCCAGCUGCACAUCAAAAAAAUCCCAUCCCACCUACUGAUAAAAAGGUGUACAUCAAGAACAUGACAGAUAUGCAAGUGUAUGUACGGAGCUACGGAGGAUGGAUGAUGAGCUGGUCGGACAAAAGCCAAGCGAAAAUACUGUCCUCUGACCUUGAUUCAGCGGGUGCAGAGUACGACCGUAGCUUCCACUAUGGUGUUGGAUACAACAGUCCGAUUAUGGUGUUCGACAGGCACAAUGAGGUGUGGUACGUCGUUCAGGAUGAUCCGGUGUGUGGCAGCAGUGAGGAAAUGGGGUUAUAAUAAUAAUCUUUUUUUUUUGUUAUCUCCUAUCUCUUGAAUAUUAUAAACAGUGUGCAAUGACGGCUUACAGUAAACAUGCUAUAUGAAAAGAUGGUUUAGCUGGACAUUCCCGUAAGUCCUAAAGUGGCAUAUAGAUAACCACAAGCCAGAGCACAGAUUUUUUUUAAUGGUGGUUUGAAUGAAUUGAAUACAGCAUGCAGUCCUUGUGAAGAUUGUUCUCCACUGGCUUGUUUGUUGUUGUUUUUGAUCAAUAAAAUCACUCCAUUGAA